Aspergillus fumigatus Af293 is the source of this 1149-nucleotide messenger RNA. RefSeq lists its product as uncharacterized. The record is from RefSeq and is a predicted model, not a curated record. Lineage: Eukaryota; Fungi; Ascomycota; Eurotiomycetes; Eurotiales; Aspergillaceae.
AUGCCUAGACCUGUAGUCAGUGCGUCUAAAACACCACUUCUUCCAUCGCCUAUUACCCCACUUGAUGCAUCCAGUCGAGACCCUUUCCACAGUCUACCGAUAGUCUGCUCAAAUGAAGACCUUGAGCUGAUUGAUUGUUGGACAAACAAACUCACAUACUGGUCUGGUCAAAAUAAGUACAUUAAGGACCAGAUUUUCCGCUCUGCCAUGGUUCACCCAUUACCUUUUCAAGCCGUCGUGCUUGCCUAUUGUUCCCGCUGGAAAGCCCAUAUCCACAAUUUGACGGAUAGCCGACAAGUUCAAACUCAUGUUGGACAAGCCACGCGAAACAUAGAAAUGAUUAGAAAAGGGUUGAUGGAUAUUGACAGAGACAAUCUCGCCAUGGCAUUAACCGGAUUGUCUCUGCAAGAAGAAAGAUUCGGUAGCCAGCAAAAGGCCCGAGAAUAUGCUGAUCAGGCUGUCCAGAUUCUUCGAUCCCAGGGCGGGGCUCUCAGAGGUGUUCAGGUAUUUUUGCAUUAUGUGCUAUAUGUCGCAAUAUCUCCACAUCCAACUGUUGACAAAGUCAGUCAACGGUGGCUGGUCACGUUUCUUCGCGCGGCUGAGGAAAUGAUGCAUAAACACUCAUCAGCUGCGUGCUUGUCGUCUGUUCCCCUGCGACGGGAGGCAUUUCAAAUGGAUGGCAUAUUGUUCCCUUUGCUCUCCAGCGGGCCACGCCCAUCACAAGUGCCGCACACUUCGCGCCUAUACGUGGUGCGGGAUACGCCCAGCCAGGAGAUCUGCCGUACUGCAGCACUCAUCUAUAUUACAACAACUUUAUGGGAUUUCCAAGACUCGCCGAGUAAAUUGAAUCGCUUCCUCAACCAUGUUAUCACGGUUGUGAAGCAACAUCAGCUCGACCGUCAUCCUGCAUGCGAGACUCUGUUGUGGGUCUUAUUGGAAGAAGGAUACGAUGCAGAUAUGAGGGAUCCCGAACGAGCAUGGUCUACCGGCGAGCUAUUGAAGACACACAAGCAACUUCGGCCAGACCUACAAUUCCAGUUCAAUGAGAUAUUACUGAGCCUAUUAAUGCUCACGCCUCCCGUGCGCGGUAUUGAUGCUUUCGAGGAGGAGCUCAACGCCGUUACACCUCAAAUUGUGGAGCAGCUUUGA